AAUCAAAAUUCAAAAUGGACAAUAAGAAAAAAAAGAAUAAGAAUAAGAAUAAGGCCAAAUAAGAGCAACAACCAUAAUAAUAAUAGCCAUAAAAUUAAUUAGUACCAAAAAAUUAAUAACAUCAUCACGAUCAUGAACAUCAUGGAAACGAUGAACAUCAUCACGAUCAUGCUCAUUGUAAUCAUGGAUUGCCAAGUGAUGCUUCUAAUUUAGACCCCACCAGUUUAUUAAAUGGUUUAAAUAAAGGAGAAGGAUUGCUUGGUAGCUUAAGCAUGAUACCUAAAUUGACAGAAAUGUUAAAUCAAUUAACCAAUUUUGGAGGUUAAGCCUUCAAACCGGACGAUCCCCUUCCCGAUUUCACUAAAUUUGAUUAAACUAAAGUAAAAAUAUAAAUAUAAAAUCCUAGUAAACCUUGGAAGUAGCAAUCGAAGAGUUUUAGUCCACAAUUGAAAGUGUCCAAAAGAAAGAUUUCACUAAUCUAACCAAACCAGUUGUGUAGAAACAGCAAUAAUAAAAAUUAACUAAACAAUAGUAGCAAUAAAAAGAUAAGUAUAAUAACCAUAUAAUUAUAGAAACAAUUAAAUAAUCAAAUAAAAUAUAGAUUAUCUAAAUACAUUGCAAAAGGACUUGAAGAAACUAAUGCAAGAUGUAAAAUAUAUGAUUUAUAAUAGUAAUCCCUUAGCGGAAUAGCACCUAUAUUGAAUCAAGGAAUUGAGAACUUAAAUUAAGAUAUCCAAUAUUAUUAGAAGUAAUAAGAAGUAUGAGAAUUAAAUAUAUAAUAUUAAUUAUUCAUUUACAC
This is a messenger RNA of Paramecium octaurelia, 799 nucleotides long. The record is from the annotation of a GenBank genome assembly. NCBI's taxonomy places the organism in Eukaryota, Ciliophora, Oligohymenophorea, Peniculida, Parameciidae.